Gossypium arboreum is the source of this 2174-nucleotide messenger RNA. RefSeq names its product jacalin-related lectin 3-like. Bases 183 to 1982 code for a protein of 599 amino acids. NCBI's taxonomy places the organism in Eukaryota, Viridiplantae, Streptophyta, Magnoliopsida, Malvales, Malvaceae. The transcript is spliced from 7 exons. The record is from RefSeq and is a predicted model, not a curated record. Gene Ontology annotation, molecular function: carbohydrate binding.
CAAAUCAAAUUGGAUUCCCUUCAUUUCUCUUUGCAUUGAUUCCCUACAAAGUGGAACACAGAAUAAGCUUCUUCUUCAUCACAAUUUGAAAACUACAUUUUUGUUUCAUUAAUAUUUCAACUCAGAAACACCCAUUUUUGUCACUCAAAUACACCUGUUUUUGCCCCUUGCUCGAAGAAUUAAUGAAUCUUGACGGCGAUCAAAAACCAGUUUUGUACGGUCCAUGGGGAGGCCAAGGUGGAUCAUACUGGGACGAUGGAGUGAACUUCACCAUAAAACAAUUGGUGAUAGUUCAUGGACUUGGAAUUGACUCGAUCCAAAUCGAAUACGAUAAUAAAGGGAACUCUAUUUGGUCAAGAAAGCAUGGAGGUGAUGGAGGGUCUAAGAUGGAUAAGGUAAAACUUGAUUACCCAAAUGAGUUUCUUACAUCAAUCCAUGGAUACUAUGGUAACCUUAAUGAAAGGGGACCUAUUAUGGUUAGGUCACUCACUUUACAAAGCAAUAGGAAAGUUUAUGGACCCUAUGGUGUUGAACAAGGGACAUGUUUUUCAAUGAAUAGGGGGAAGAUUGUUGGGUUCCAUGGUAGGUCUGGUUGGUAUUUGGAUGCAAUUGGGGUUUAUUCAAUGCCUAUGUUGAAAAUGAAUCAUUCGAAGACUAUUGUUCAUGCACAAAGUUUUGCUGGUAAUGGAGGUGAGAGAGAUGGGUUUUCAGUGAUACAAGGAAGUGUUGGAGAAAGCUAUGAUAUUGUUUUAGCUGUUAGACAAAGGGAUUUGAUAGGGAAUUCAUUGCCAAGGGAGCUAUCUAGGCGAGGCUCUAGGAGUUGUACCGAUGAUUCUAGUGAUGGAGAAACCAAAGGCAAGGUUUCAUUUCAGACACCUGAGAAGCUGCCAUCGAACGUACCGGAAGGAGUGAUAACUUAUGGACCAUGGGGUGGCAAUGGUGGAACCAAAUUUGAUGAUGGAACCUAUACCGGUGUAAGGCAAAUUACUUUAUCACGCAAUGUUGGAAUUGUAUCAAUAAAGGUUUGCUAUGACCGCAAUGGACAAGCACAUUGGGGAAGCAAACAUGGAGGCACCGGAGGUUUCAAAACUGAAAGGAUAAUGUUUGAUUAUCCGUCAGAAAUUUUGACGCACGUAACGGGAACGUUCGGACCAUUAAUGUACAUAGGGCCUAAUGUGAUCAAGUCACUUACAUUCUACACCAACAAAGGAAAGCAUGGACCAUAUGGAGAUGAACAAGGACCCUCUUUCUCCAACAAAAUCAAUGAAGGCAAGAUUGUUGGAUUCCAUGGCAAAGAGGGUUUAUUCUUAGAUGCGUUUGGCGUGCACGUCAUGGAAGCUAAAGUACCACCACCAAAGCCACCAUUGUCCCAAGCAAUCAUCCAAGGUGAAAGGACUAUAGCCGAGAUUGAUAAUUCUCCGUGGUCGAACAAACUAGUGCUAGCGAAGCGAGGACCGAUUGAAGAGGUUGCUUGUAGUGUGGUGAAAGAACCAGCACCUUGUGGACCUGGACCUUGGGGAGGAGAUGGAGGACGACCAUGGGAUGAUGGAGUAUAUUCUGGGAUUAAACAAAUUUAUAUAACGAAAUCUGAUGCUAUUUGCUCAAUUCAGGUUGAGUAUGAUCGGAAUGGACAAUCAGUUUGGUCUGUGAAACAUGGAGGUCAUGAUGGAACUACCACAAAUCGGGUGAAAUUGGAUGAUCCGCACGAGGUACUGAAUUGCAUAUCCGGCUAUUAUGGCACCAUUAACAAUGACGAGCAGCUCAAAGUUGUAAAGUCAUUAACGUUUAACACCAGCAGAGGCAAGUAUGGUCCAUUUGGUGAGGAGAAAGGGACGUAUUUCACUUCAACCAUAACAGAGGGAAAGGUAGUGGGGUUCCAUGGGAGGAGCAGCUCUUAUUUGGAUGCCAUUGGUGUUCAUAUGCAGCAUUGGCUAGGAAAUCCAAGAACAACUAAGAGGUCUCUCUUCAAAAUUUUCAGUUGAAUUGUAAUCUAUAUGGUUGUUUUUUUGUACACUGAUUAAGAUAAUAUUGGUAGGCAAAUGACCAUGGAUUAUUGUUGGUUUUGCUUAGGUGGGAUUUAAUAUUUGUAAUAAUUGUUAAAUAAUGCCUACAACUACUUAUAAUCGAUCUCCAACCUUUAAAUAAAAGGAUAAAAGUGCUUCAACGUGCUUGAA